AUGAGAAUUGAUGGAGGGGCAGCAGCAAAAGAAGCAGCAAUAGAAGCCCCGGCGGCAGGUGCAUCGGCAGCAGCAGCAGCAGCUGCUGCUGCUUGCCGCAGCGGAAGAUUCAUGAAGCCCCCAACAUCUCCACCUGCUGCUGCAGCUGCUGCAGCAGCUUCUCCCGCAGCAGCAGGAGCAGCUAGUUCCGCUACUGCUGCUCCCCCGCCUGCUUCCCCUGUUGCUGCAGCAGAAGCAGCUAAUUCUGCUGCAGCAGCAGAAGCAGCUGAUUCCGCAGCAGCAGCAGAAGCAGCUAGUUCUGCUGCUGCAGCAGAAGCUGCGAGCUCAGACUCCGAGUGGACGGACUUGUCUUCAGUCACAAGCGAGAGCAGCAGCAGCAGCAGCAGCAGCAGCCGCAGCAAGGGCUGCAGCAGCAGCAAGCAGCAGCAGCGCAGCAAAAGGCACAUCAGCAGCAGAUUCGCGUGGAGCUGCCUCAACUCGGUUUCUGCUGCUGCAGACAGUCCAGCGAGCAGCAGCAACAGCAGCCCAACAGGAGCAGCAGCAGAAGCAGCAGCAGCAGCAGAAGCAGCAGCAGCAGCAGCAGAAGCAGCAGGACCGUGCGCAGUGCUGAACCCGAUUGACUACGGCUUUGGGCCCUACAGCUGGUCCCCGGACCGCCUGUCGACAGCAGCAGCAGCAGCACCCGCAGCAGCAGCAGCAGCAGCAGCAGAGUCCGAUGCAGAGUCUCUGUGGGGAGACUACGAAACCAACAGCUGGGGCCUCGAUUUAGAUUCGCUGCUGUCAGAUGCAGCAGCAGAUGCAGAAAUGGAAAUUGCUGCAGCACAAGGCCUCAACGUGCCCCUGCCAAACAUCCUGGCUCGUCGUUUCACGGCUAAGUGCUUCCGUUUCAUUUUGCAUUAG
Eimeria tenella is the source of this 900-nucleotide messenger RNA. RefSeq lists its product as uncharacterized. Lineage: Eukaryota; Apicomplexa; Conoidasida; Eucoccidiorida; Eimeriidae. Bases 1 to 900 code for a protein of 299 amino acids. The transcript has 2 exons. The record is from RefSeq and is a predicted model, not a curated record.